This is a messenger RNA of Nelumbo nucifera (sacred lotus), 1566 nucleotides long. Lineage: Eukaryota; Viridiplantae; Streptophyta; Magnoliopsida; Proteales; Nelumbonaceae. The record is from RefSeq and is a predicted model, not a curated record.
AUGUCGGAGGUGGGCGGAGGCAGGGUCAUUGACCAGCGCCGCCACCGCCUUUGUCUCCGCCCACCUCCAACAAUGUUGCCGGAGGAAAAGCCGGAGAAUACUCUCAACUCUUGGAAUCCUACCCUCCGUUGUUCUCAUACUCCUCCGCAUACCCUUGCAAUUGCAAUGUUUAGAACAUCCUCAACUCUUGCAAGAAGAACGAGAGACUCUACUGAAACUAAAGCAAGAAUGGGGAAACCCACCCUCGCUCAGCUAAUGGAAUUCAUCUGCAAAAUUCCUCUGGCCAUUGGCAAUCUCAAGAGCCUCUCCGACAUCAACCUCUCUAGCAACUAUAUCACUGGAGAAUUCCCAACUAUUCUCUACAAUUGUUCUAAGCUCCAGAAUCUUGUUCUCUCCAUAAAUAGCUUUGCCGUGGCAAUUGGACGUUUGACGGCAUUGCAGGUUCUUGGUCUUUAUUCCAAUGAGUUCACUGGCACCAUCCCUCUAGAAAUCGGGAACUUAUCAAACCUUGAAAUGCUUUCUACGUUUGGUAAUAAGUUCGAGCCUUCGACGAUAUUGAUGGAACUCACGCGGUUGAAGAAACUUAGAUAUUUGUUUAUGUCAAAUACCAGUUUGAUUGGAGAAAUUCCAAGUUCACUCGGUGAUCUGACAGAGCUUAUGACAUUGUCUCUCUCGGACAACAAUCUUAAUGGGACAAUACCUAGUAAUUUGUCUCGGUUGAAGAAACUAUUAUCUUUGGAUCUUCGUGGUAACAGGUUGUCUGGGAAGAUCCCACAAUCAAUCGGUGAUAUGAUAGAGCUUCUGUUAUUGGCCGUCUCACGUAACAAUUUGAAUGGUACGAUACCCAGUAAUUUGUUUAUUCAAUUGAAGAAACUAGACAUUCUUCAUCUUUCUCAUAACAGGUUUUCCGGGACAAUCCCUAGCAACUUGUUUCAAUUGAAGAAACUAAAAAUUUUGGAUUUAUCUAAUAACACAUUCUCUGGUGAGAUUCCACUGUCAAUGGGUGAUAUGACAGAGCUUGAAUUGUUGGAUCUCUCGAAGAAUAAUUUGAACGGGACAAUCCCUGGAAAUUUGAUUCAGCUAAAGAAACUACAAGGUUUUGAUCUUUCUGACAACAGAUUGUUUGGAGAGAUCCCAAAAUCCAUCGGUGAUAUGACAAGGCUUAAAUGGUUGGAUCUCUCAUCCAACAAUUUAAACAAGAUAAUCCCCAGCAAUGUGUUCAAAUUAAAAGAACUAGAGAUUUUGGAUCUUUCUAAUAACAGAUUGUCAGGAGAAAUCCCACAAUCCAUCGGUAAUAUGACAAAGCUUAAAUGGUUGGAUCUCUCGGACAACAAUUUGAACGGGAUAAUCCCCAGCAGUGUAUUCAAGUUAAAAGAAUUAGAAGGUUUGGAUCUAUCUAAUAACAGAUUGUCUGGAGAGAUCCCACGACAAGUUGAAGCUUUGAAUUUGAGUGAUAUUCGUCUAUCCAGCAACAGUUUGACUGGUACAAUUCCAGAAGACUUUGGGAGAUUGACCAAGUUGCGGGUCUUGUCUCUGCAUUCCAAUCAAUUAUAUGGACAGAUUUGA